Molecule: messenger RNA, 1705 nt
Organism: Lytechinus variegatus (green sea urchin)
Lineage: Eukaryota; Metazoa; Echinodermata; Echinoidea; Temnopleuroida; Toxopneustidae
Exons: 15
Coding region: 73-1362 (429 amino acids)
Molecular function (GO): protein binding
Source: RefSeq, a predicted model, not a curated record
GCUACACAUUACAGCUAGCUGUGUUUUGAUUUCUUAGACUUGGUUUUACCUCCUCUGAAUUUAGUUGCCAAAAUGUCUAUUAAAGAUCCGCUACUGACUGAUUUAAAAGGAAUUCUUUUGAAACUGAAGGCAGUGACCCGACCUGUUGACGACACUCACCCAGAGACACUCCAACUCUUCACUACUAUAGAGGAUAUCUUUAAGAAGGGAUUGAAAAGUGUUAAUACAGUUUUUGGGCUGUCAAAGAAAGAUUAUUGGAAUUGGAUAGAGCAGAUAGAGCAGUAUUACAAACAUGGCAGACCAAGUGCUAAGUUUUCACACAUGUUGGAAGCAGUCCAGAAAGCCAAGAAGGUGAAGACCAAUCUUGGUAGAGGAAGGCUGUUCAUACGUCUCGCCCUUAACAAUGGUUUAUUGAGCAUUCCUAUUGAAGUCAUAACAAGUAAUGCCAAGCUAUUGGAGACAUGUUAUGAUCCAUUGGAGUCUAUAAUUGGCAAUGAGUUAUUGGUUGAGAGUCUGUCGUCCCUUCUUUUCUGGGCAUCAGAGAUUAAGUUUGAAUUCAACAUCAAAAAUUCAAGUUUCUUGGACGAGACGUGGUUGAUUCCGAUUUACCGUCAUUUUGAGCUGGUACCAAGUCAGUCUCUAGGGGUCAUUGUCAGGCAUAUCUGGGAUAGGAUCAUUGUAGCUGAGGUCAAACCAGGCAGUGUUGCAGCAGAUGAGAACAAAAUAGAGCCUGGAGAUGUAUUUGAUGAGUUGUAUGGAGAAAGUUUAUAUGCUACAGUAAGAGGAAGGAUUCCAGGGUUACUAAAGGACCAUGUGGGUUGGCCGAUCAGUCUUGCCAUUAUCAAGUGUUAUCUACCUUCAGGGAAGGUCUUUCCUCCGCUGAAGGCAAGGUAUGAGAAGAUGGCUCAGGAGUAUCCUAGCUUUUUGGUACCACAGGACAGGCUCAGCAACGGGGACUGGUCUGGAUCUAUACAAGGACUUAGACCAGGGGAAGAUGAAGACCCACCCAUGGAGAGUCUUUCAGGAAGUUCAUUCCAUAAAGUGCAAUACGUAGGGAAGGUUCCGACAGGAGAGAGUGGUGGAACAGAAGUAAUACAAGAUGCUGUACUUCAAAUACUCAAUGAUUCAUCUAAUGUUACAAGGGAUGUAGUUCUGGAGUUAGGGGAGACGUUGGUAACAAUCUUUGACCUUGAUACCAAAGAAGAACUUAUGAAACAUUGCUACCCUGAGAUUGCAUCAUGUGGAAGGCGGAUGGACUAUGUCAAACACUUUGCUCUUGUUAUUGGGGAUACAACGUGCUCUAUAUCCAAACAGUUUUCUUGCUAUUUAUUCGAAGCCAAAACAGAAAUCGAGGUAAGUUAAAAAAAAAUCAUUUAUUCAUUGUCCCUUUGUCAUAAUUAUGCUGAAAUGCAUAUGAAACCUAUUGUAGAUUUGAACGUCCAUUUAACUACUUGAUUACCAUGUCAUAUAGUAUAUUUUGUAUGUAAGGGGAUGACUGUUUAGCAAGCCAUUGGCUUUUGUUGUGAUUCCCAUACACAUUUUAUUGUAUACAUCUGAUUUGCAUUUUAUGAAUUAUUAAUGAACUGAAAACAGUGGUUACAUCUGUAUCUAAGUAUCAGCUUGCCAUUAAAAUUUGACUAGGAUGGCUGAGUUUUUAGAUGUAGAUUUUAAAUCUUGAAUUAAUAGAAUGAAAUUCAGGGUGGAG